UUCAUCCAACAUGGCGGAAAAGAUAAACCAGGAAUAAAAUGGAUUUGAUUUACGAUGUGGUGUGGUCUACAUCAAAACCAGUAAAAAGCAAUCCUUGUGGCAAAGUUGUUGUAGCCUGGUCCUGCAGAAACUUGAUUGCAUUCAGUACUGGUUACCGAAAACUUGAUCUCAAUGAAGAACAUAAUCCAAGUGGCACCAAUGGACAAAAUAAAAGAUCACAGGUCACAAAUGGAAUAAAUAUUUUGGAUCCUGAUUGUCCUUGGGAUGUAUGCAGUUUUAGCUCUGGUCAUGAGGGUUUAAUCCAAACUCUAUCAUGGGAUGGAACAGGGUCAAGACUUCUCUCCACAGACCUUGUUGGGGUGUGCAAACUCUGGACUAUGAAGAAUUAUAUGGUAAAUGACUGGGAAUGCAUCCGCACCAUUGAUGUUGGAGAAGGAGAAAGACUAGUUGCCAUUUCAUGGAUAGAUACUGGCAUUAAGAAUUUGUUUAGCAUGUCUGAAGAUCCCCAGCAUUCUUUCAUGCAGAAGAAUUUGAGUGAUCGCUUCAAGACAAAUCGAAGCAAGCCCCCUUUAGUUGAGAUUGGUGGUAUGAGAGCCAAGGAUGGCUGGGUGGCCAUUAGUGAGACUGGUCUGAUUUGUGUGACCACAAUCAAGCCAGAAGUACAAGUCACAAGGAAAUGCCUGGCACAAGUGCGAUCAAGAGUGGCUGUGGCUGAUCUGGCAUUUUCUAGCAAAGGAAAAGUGAUUGUGGUGGCAAAUGAUGGGGAGCCAUGCAGUGCUGUGCAGUUCUUCAGAGUUUCCUUGUCUGGUGGACCAGGGACAGAUGACUGUCAGAUCCAAUCUGAUCCUCUUCCCUGUUUGUUUCCACAUUCACCCACAGAGCCUAAAAAUUAUCCGGAAUAUCGUGUGAAAAAUAUCCAGUUUUUGUCCAAGCACUCUGGGGAAGCUCUUCUUGUUUGUACAACUGGGCCGUUUGGGAGUUGCAUCAAACGAUGGGAAAUGAAGAAGGAAGUCAUACAACUACAUGAAAGAUUUCAACUAGAAAUUACUCAUCCACGUGGAGGCAAUUACAGUGUAUAUGAAUGGAAAAAUGUAAAUACUUACGAUGAUUCAGCAAAGAUUGUUUGUCUCUGUCUGCCUCGCAUACCCACGCCAAAAGUCGACAUUUCGCCAAUGAGUAAUCUGAUGACGUACCCUGCAUCGUUCCUAAUGGUUCAAUACGAUGAUGAUAGACUUCAGAUGCUAAAUUGUGUUGGUCUGGUACCGAGCGGCUCUUUUCGCACAAAAAUGAAACCAUCAGCAGACAGUGACCUAGGUACUGCACCCAAGAGAGCACGUUUAUCUGUAGCGAGCUACAACACAGGCUGUCUGGGAGCCAUCUGUUAUUCGCCUUGCUGCUGUUGCAUGGUGGGUGUCACCAUGGCGGGAGAUAUUAGACUUUUAAAACUGCAUCAUCUUGGUGACAGUAUGGCUGGAAUUCGGCUAAAACGCAGCCUGUCGGACUUGCUGCAUUACUGUUUACUUACCGGCUGGGAAUGGUGGGAUGUGCUAAUGGCGGCUCACCUUGGAACACCGCCAGAGAUUUCAUCGACCUUAGAUCUCGAAGUCGAUAAAGUCUUACAAGUGUUGGAUACAAAAGAGUUGACUCUCGAUAGCACAACAGCGUUAUCAAUGUUCCCUCUUAUCCAAUGGCUGACUGACCUUGCUAUGUUUGUGGUGGUAGCUUACACAUCUCAGCAGAAUAAGGAGUCUGCACCAGGGGUCAGCUUGAUCCGUGACACAAGUACUCUCGGGACCUUGCGUGAAAUGCUGGUGUUGAUCCGUCUUUGGGGACAGACUACACCCGCUGUACUGCCUUCCAUCACCCCAUCAGCAGACAAGAACGAAUCAUUAGCUUUGUUGUUCAAGAUCCUAACAAAGAUUUGGCUUCUAAGCAGACAAGCCAGCUCAGAUGAACCCGAUAUCCAUGUAGAUGACAGGCUGGCUGCCCCUCUUAUUCCAAAUUCAAUGUCUCUUCAAAACAUGCAGAUAGGAAAUUUGAGCAGAGGAGUGUCCGGUAAAGCUGUAAGUGGACCAAUCCGGCCCAGUGUGUAUCAGUUCGGUUCACCGCCAGUGGCGCACCAGUAUCAUCAGAUCUUCCAUCCAUUCGCCUCAGCCAUUUUCCCGAUGCCUGCUGACGGCUCGCAUGUCAUGGAUAUCGUAAGAAGGGUCUACUUGGACAAAUCACCGGAGACAAAGUUAAAACAGUGCACCAGGUGCAACUGUGUAUCCCUGGUGGAAGGGAUCAGUGACCACGCGGCAGCAAGAGCGUGGGAUCAGCGAUGGAUGAGGGCGUGUGUGUGCGGCGGUAGCUGGAGGAAGUUGCCUUACAAGGAACAACAGACUGUCGUAACAGCCGCCACUACUUCUUCUUCAUCUUCUUCCGAUGCUACAGCCUCAGCCUCCGUCAGUAGUCAGUAAAAGCAUAUUUAACUCGCAGUCCGCCCUUGAACCUUAACCUUGAGUUGUAACCUUUUUUAAUCUUGAGCCUUAAGUUUCUGUGGCUUCUUGUGUAUACAUACUAACGACAACACAGCAACAACAGCUUGAUUUGUAAAGCCAAGAGGUUAAAAAGAGAUUAAGGAAAAUAAAAAGGAAUA
Messenger RNA from Pocillopora damicornis (cauliflower coral), 2638 nucleotides. Its product is annotated as mediator of RNA polymerase II transcription subunit 16. Lineage: Eukaryota; Metazoa; Cnidaria; Anthozoa; Scleractinia; Pocilloporidae. Gene Ontology annotation, molecular function: protein binding. Gene Ontology annotation, cellular component: mediator complex. The record is from RefSeq and is a predicted model, not a curated record. Gene Ontology annotation, biological process: positive regulation of DNA-templated transcription.